This is a messenger RNA of Trifolium pratense (red clover), 546 nucleotides long. Its product is annotated as FCS-Like Zinc finger 17-like. The transcript has 2 exons. NCBI's taxonomy places the organism in Eukaryota, Viridiplantae, Streptophyta, Magnoliopsida, Fabales, Fabaceae. The coding region runs from base 88 to 453 and encodes 121 amino acids. The record is from RefSeq and is a predicted model, not a curated record.
UUUCAUACCUCAUCAAAUUCUCCAUAAUUAUUAAUUUCCACUACACUAUUCAAUCAUCUUCUAUUCUUCUCAAUUCAUAGUUUCACCAUGGAAGUUGGUUUGAGACUCCUUCCUAAAAUUAUUAGCUCAAAGAGUAACUCAAAUAUUCUUGUCAAAUCUGCAGUUAAAAAGUCAAACAAAACAAUUCCUAUGGAUUUUUGUUACCUUAAAACUUGCAAUCUUUGUAAUAAACAACUCAGCCCAAACAAAGAUAUCUACAUGUACAGGGGAGAUCAAGGUUUUUGCAGCAUAGAGUGUCGAAACAGGCAAAUAGUUUUGGAUGAAAUGAAAGAAUUAGAGAUCUCUACAAAACAAAUGGUACAAAGUUAUAGGCAAUGUUGUAAUGAGGCACGUAGAGAGACAUCCCUUAUAUUAGAGGACAUUCGAAUGCAAAGACUUAAAUCUAAAGUAUAAACCAAUUUCAUGGGACUAAAAUUAAUUAGUUAUAUAGUCAUAUUUGUAUUUUUUGGCAUUAUUUUUCGACAUAAUGAUAUGGCAUGUUUAUUA